Aureococcus anophagefferens is the source of this 876-nucleotide messenger RNA. RefSeq lists its product as hypothetical. Gene Ontology annotation, cellular component: multivesicular body. The record is from RefSeq and is a predicted model, not a curated record. Lineage: Eukaryota; Pelagophyceae; Pelagomonadales; Pelagomonadaceae. Bases 1 to 876 code for a protein of 291 amino acids. Gene Ontology annotation, biological process: late endosome to vacuole transport via multivesicular body sorting pathway. The transcript has a single exon.
AUGGCGCUGUCGUCGUCGGUCCCGGCGGACAUGAAGGCCUGCAAGAGCUUCCUGCAACGGGCCGAGGAGCUGGACCGCGCGAGCGACCCCAACGCCAAGGUCGUGGCCUACCACUGCCGCCAGUACGCCAUGGAGCUGGGCAUCGCGCUCCGCGACCGCGCGGCCGACGCCGAGGCCGCGACGGCGUUCCUGCUCGGCCUCAUGGACGCGCUGGAGCACGAGAAGAAGGCGCUGGGCGACGUGAGCCGCGAGGACGGCGAGCAGAUCGUCUUCCAGUUCGCGAGCGACGUCUUCGCGCGGGCCGACGCCGAGGACCGCGCGCGCGCGGCGACGAAGAACACGGCGCGCACCUUCUACGCGGCGUCCGUCUUCUUCGACGCCCUCAAGCAGUUCGGCGAGCGCGGCGAGGAGGUCGAGGAGAAGACGCGCUACGCGAAGUGGAAAGCGACCGAAAUCCUCAAGGCCAUCAAGGAGGGCCGCGAGGUCGCGCCCGGCGGGCCCGGCGACGAGCCGGAGCUGCCGGACAUCCCCGCGGCCCACGACGCCAUCCCCGCGGCGCCGGCCGCGCCGCCGGCCGCGCCGCCGCCGCCCGCGUUCGCCGCGCCGCCGCCGCCCGCGUACGACGCCUACGCGCCGCCGCCCGCGGCGCCGCCGCCGGCCGCCGCGCCGCCGCCGCCGCGCGCCUACUCGCCGCCGCCGCCCGCGGCGCCGCUGAACUUCGCGCCGCCGCCCGUGCAGCACCCGGGCAAGGUGCCCACGAAGGCGCAGUUCGACGACGCGAUCGAGUACUGCAAGUUCGCCAUCGCCGCCUGCGAGGUCAAGGACACGGCCCUCGCCCUCGACCGCCUCCGCGGCGCCUUCACGAGCCUCUCCUGA